Molecule: messenger RNA, 1025 nt
Organism: Didymella exigua CBS 183.55
Lineage: Eukaryota; Fungi; Ascomycota; Dothideomycetes; Pleosporales; Didymellaceae
Product: nucleolar protein NOP52 variant
Exons: 3
Coding region: 41-769 (242 amino acids)
Biological process (GO): rRNA processing
Cellular component (GO): nucleus; preribosome, large subunit precursor; preribosome, small subunit precursor
Source: RefSeq, a predicted model, not a curated record
GCGUCACGCAUGAUAUCCUCCAAAAGCUAUGUUGCUCACCAUGGCCACUGACAGUCCCUUCAUCAAGAACCUCGCCUCGAGCGACAAGGAAAUCCGCGAUAAUGCGCUUGAUUCUCUACGAACUUACCUCGGAGGACGCUCAGAGAUUCCCGAGCUUGACCUUCUAAAGCUUUGGAAAGGCUUAUUCUACUGCCUAUGGAUGCAAGACAAGCCUGCUCUACAACAGAAGCUCUCGCGCGAUUUUGCCUCUAUAUUCCCAACCCUCCGCUCAGGCGUCGCACUCCCCUUCAUCCGCGCAUUCUUCCUCACGAUGUCCCGCGAGUGGACGAACAUUGAAGCUCUACGCCUCGAUAAAUACCUCUACCUCAUCCGUCAAUACAUGAAUGCAUCAUUUCAAUAUCUUGCCGCGAAGAAAUGGAAGCCCUCAGUUCUGACAGAGUACAACAAGAUCAUAGAGGAGACACCGCUCAAUCCCACCGAUAUGAAGAUCCCGAACGGCCUGCGAUACCACGUACUCGAUGUCUGGGUCGAUGAGCUUGAAAAGGUCAACUCUGAUUGGGAGGAUCAGAAGAAACAGGAAGUCCUGGAGAUGUUGGUUUCACCCAUUGAAAAUUUGGCCAAGAAGGGCGCCCUGAAAGUCGUCAGGGAAGCGGCAAAGGAGGCUCUAAUGGACGAGACACUUCGCAAAUGGAGAGGGCAAGAAGAUGAGCCUAUGGCCAGGCCGGAAGAGGACGAGGAGGAUGACGGCUGGGGUGGAUUCGACGACUAGGCGUUCAUUCAUAAGAGCAGGACACAGGGACUUCGCAUUUGUUUUAGCGCGGCGUUAUGGCGGUUGCAUAUCAAAAUAGAGGUUCCAAAGGUUUGAAGAGUUAGAAAUGUGGUCGGGAGUACGAUACGCUGUUUACAUACCUCAAGACCUCAAGGAUACCUUACCACAUCUCCCAUCUACAUGCCGAGAAGGAUAAUUCUCUCAACAUGUCCUACAACAGUCUACUCGUCACGUGAGCUAAUAGAGCCAUCUAUAC